AGCCACGCAGAGCUGAUCUGUUUAAAUGCCUUAAUUAUUUGUAAAAUUAGUGAACUAAACUUAUUCUGAAAGAAAAUAUUUAGACAUUUCAUUUGAUGUUGUAAACAUAAAUUUUAGUUAGAUUUUGGUAUUUGUUUUCCGUAUUUACUGUAUAAUUAACUUUUAAUUAAAAAUAAAAUGGUCAAAAGCAAGCAAAAGUCAAACAUUUAGAGUUCAUUACGUGACAUCACUGUAUUAUAUAAUAAUAAACAUUGUUAUUUUUCAGAUAUCAGUGUAAGCUGUGGUGAUGUGACUGGAUCUGUGGGGAAAGAAGUCACUUUCACCUGCAGCGUCUCUCAGCAGAUCACAGCAUGCUGCAUUAAAAUGUAUAAGUUUCGAUCCCAUGAGAGCUAUAAAGACUCAAGAAUCUGUAAACAAGGGCUUCCUGAGAACUCCUGUGAUCAGAGUAAGAGCUUCUCAUGCAGCUACACUCCAACUACAGCAAAGAAGGAAAGAAUUGUAUUCUUUGUGCAAACAGUGUGUGGAGUGAAAAGAACAGAAUUCACUGUGGACACAACAGUGCUCAUUGAACCAGCAAUUGUCACUUCAGCUCCUGUCAAGGAAGAUUUCAGUGUAAGCUGUGGUGAUGUGACUGGAUCUGUGGGGAAAGAAGUCACUUUCACCUGCAGCGUCUCUCAGCAGAUCACAGCAUGCUGCUUUACAAAAUAUAAGUUUCAAUACCCUGAGAUCUAUAAUGACUCAGCAAUCUGUGAACAAGAGCUUCCUGUGAACUUAUGUGAUGAGAGUAACAGCUUCACAUGCCGCUACACUCCAACUACAGCAAUGACAGAACAAUUCAGAUUCUUUGUGCAAGCAAAGUGUGGAAUCGGUACAUCAGAAUUCACUGUGGACGUACCAGAUAAGCUCAAGUGGAACAUAUCAAGAACAUCUCAACAAGAGACUGCAGAAGGAGGUCUGACUUUUAAGGGAUGUCUAAAGGCCCCUGUAUAGAGCAUGAGAGUGUGACGUCACGCUUCGUUGAGUUCUGGGAAACUGCUUUAACUGAUUAAACCCACUUCCUGUCACUCAAUAAAAUCUAAAUAAAAUC
Messenger RNA from Onychostoma macrolepis, 1087 nucleotides. RefSeq lists its product as uncharacterized. The record is from RefSeq and is a predicted model, not a curated record. The transcript is spliced from 4 exons. Bases 364 to 990 code for a protein of 208 amino acids. Lineage: Eukaryota; Metazoa; Chordata; Actinopteri; Cypriniformes; Cyprinidae.